Messenger RNA from Leishmania braziliensis MHOM/BR/75/M2904, 579 nucleotides. Its product is annotated as putative amastin-like surface protein. The coding region runs from base 1 to 579 and encodes 192 amino acids. The transcript has a single exon. The record is from RefSeq and is a predicted model, not a curated record. NCBI's taxonomy places the organism in Eukaryota, Euglenozoa, Kinetoplastea, Trypanosomatida, Trypanosomatidae.
AUGGAGUGGACUAUCCCGCUGUUAGUCUACGUGGUGGUUCAGUUCAUCGCGUUCUUGUUGGUGCUGGUGGCGACGCCGCUGGACAUGUUUCGCUUCAAACCACAGAACCCGAAUUUCCCAGGCUGUUUGACGUUGUGGGGAUUCACGAACUCGUGCGGCAGUGUACUUUACGACAGUACUCUGUUCGAGGUGUGGGAAGGCUGCCCCCAUCACCUGAGUGGCUUCCAUGCAGCUGAGGCAUUCGCUAUUAUCUCCAUCCUCGUGUACGGCGCAGCGUUCGUCUUGGGCGUUCUUAUGCUGUUUUGCCGCUCCAUCUUACGCUGGGUAUGCCUGGGGCUUAACAUUGUGGGUGCCAUCACCGUGUGCAUUGUCUGGGCUACCAUUGUGGGGACAUUUUUUAACGGUGAAGGUGACAUAUGUCCAGACCUUCAGAGUAUAAGUAACUAUGGUGCUGGCUUCGGUCUCUUCUUGGCAGCCUGGGUACUGGAUAUCCUCAACAUCUUCGUCUUGUUGCUGUCAAUCUGCACUACAGUUACCACUGAAAGUGGCCAGGUGGAGCAAACGGAGGGAAAACUAUAG